Messenger RNA from Solanum stenotomum, 630 nucleotides. Its product is annotated as NADH-ubiquinone oxidoreductase 20.9 kDa subunit. The coding region runs from base 78 to 386 and encodes 102 amino acids. The record is from RefSeq and is a predicted model, not a curated record. The transcript is spliced from 2 exons. Lineage: Eukaryota; Viridiplantae; Streptophyta; Magnoliopsida; Solanales; Solanaceae.
UUUGCAUUUUCCGAUCGUAAAAUUCAACUGGAGUAAUCCGACGCCGGCAACUGACCAGAAGAAGAAGGAGGAGGAAAAUGAACACUGAUAUCACAGCAUCGGCAAAGCCCGAAUAUCCAGUUGUAGAUCGAAACCCACCGUUUACUAAAACCGUCGGUAAUUUCAACACACUCGAUUACCUCCGGCUCACCACCAUCACCGGAAUUUCUGUCACCGUCGGAUACCUCUCCGGAAUAAAGCCAGGGAUUAGAGGGCCAUCGAUGGUUACCGGAGGUUUGAUUGGGCUAAUGGGUGGUUUCAUGUAUGCUUACCAGAAUUCAGCUGGCAGGCUCAUGGGUUUCUUCCCAAAUGAAGGAGAGGUAGCCAAAGCCAAGUACAAGAUUUAACUGCUUCCCUUUAAUUUUCUGGUUCUUUUGGAUUCCCUUUUGUAGUUUCCCCGAAAUGUUAUGAAAACAGUGGGCAUUUCUCUCUUCUCAUGAGAACUUUGUUGAAAGUAAUAUCUUUAAUAAUCAGUCUGUGGUUACCAACUUAUUACGUUUGCUUGUUUUGCUAUGAAUCAUGUAUUAUUGUGACUUGCUAAUAAUGAUGAGUUGACAAUGCAUUAUUUGGUAUGAUGAUGUUAUGAAAUGA